AUGAAACGCAGCGGUGGUGUUACAAGUGAAAAUGAAAAAGUUUCGCGUCGAAAAGUGAAUUCAGAAUUUCAAAAGCGAUUUCAAGGAUGUAGCCAUCUUUCUUCAUAUGAACUUAUGGAAAAAUUAGGUGAAGGAACCUUUGGUGAAGUCUAUAAAUCGAAAUAUAGGGCGACUGGAAAGCUAUAUGCCCUAAAAAAGAUAUUACUACAUACAGAACGAGAAGGAUUUCCAAUAACUGCAAUUCGAGAAAUCAGAAUUUUAAAAUCCCUUUGUCAUGAGAAUGUGAUUGCCUUGACGGAUAUGACGGUUGUACGGGCUAAUAAAAAACAACGAAAACGAGGCUCGAUUUACAUGGUUACUCCUUAUAUGGAUCAUGACUUAUCGGGCUUAUUGAAGAAUCCUAGCGUGAAAUUUACCGAACCUCAAAUUAAAUGUUACAUGAAGCAAUUACUUGCUGGAACAAAGUAUCUUCAUGAUAGCUUAAUCCUUCACCGUGAUCUGAAAGCUGCAAAUUUGCUUAUUGACAACCACGGGUUCUUGAAAAUAGCAGAUUUUGGUUUGGCCCGUGUUAUAGACGAAGAAUCUUAUGCGAAUAAGUAUCCCGGAAUUUCACCUCCAAAUCGCCGAGAAUAUACGGGUUGCGUAGUGACAAGAUGGUACCGAUCUCCAGAGCUAUUAUUGAAUGAACGUCGUUAUACGACAGCAAUUGAUAUGUGGAGUGUGGGUUGUAUAAUGGCAGAAAUGUACAAAGGAAAGCCAAUAAUGCAAGGUUCAAGCGACUUAGAUCAAUUAGACAAGAUUUUUCGACUUUGUGGAUCUCCUACUCAAAGCACGAUGCCUAAUUGGGAAAAACUUCCUGGGUGUGAAGGUGUUCGUUCAUUCCCUGCGCAUCCUCGAACACUGGAAACGGCAUUCUUUAGUUACGGAAAGGCUAUGACCUCCUUAUUUGGCUCUAUCUUACAAUUAGAUCCAGAUGAACGUUUGUCUGCCGGUAUGGCACUGGAACAUGAAUAUUUUACUACUGAGCCUUUACCUGCGGAUCCUUCACAACUACAGCAUUAUACUUCUUCGCAUGAAUACGAUAAAAGAAAAGAUAGAGAUAUUCAAAAUGCUAACAGUAACCCGUACAACAAAAAGCGUUCCUUCCGCUUCAUUACUCGAGGUCCUGGUGAUCCUUGGUAUGGAAUGCGCAGACCAAAUCAACAAUAUCGCGGUGGCAAUCGCCGUGACAAUGAAGGAGGUGGACAACAAUAUCACCAAUACUCUCGAAGAAACCAAAAUCAAUAUAUGUCGAGCAGGUCAGUAUCGUAUCAACGUUCCCGUGAUUAUCCUCUUUCUUCUGGCAUUGAGCGUGAAAGACAUUAUCGUCCCGAGACAAGAAAUCGAAAUUCGCGGCCUGACGCUUCCAGUUUGCGAGCAUCCGUGGAACCCCCCUUGAAACGGUCUAACACUGAUCAACAACCUGUUUGGCAACGUCAGCAAAACAACGCGAAGUCCAGCGAGCCUCAAUCUUCUAUCAAUGAUCGUGAUGAUUCUAGGAGAUCUUCAAUGACGAUGCGUAAUGCGUCUGGUUCUGAAGAAUACGCAAAAAGAAACCAACCUUCGCCUUCUUCCGGUCACUUAUAA
Messenger RNA from Schizosaccharomyces octosporus yFS286, 1626 nucleotides. Its product is annotated as CMGC/CDK/CDK9 protein kinase Cdk9. Gene Ontology annotation, biological process: protein phosphorylation. Lineage: Eukaryota; Fungi; Ascomycota; Schizosaccharomycetes; Schizosaccharomycetales; Schizosaccharomycetaceae. Bases 1 to 1626 code for a protein of 541 amino acids. The record is from RefSeq and is a predicted model, not a curated record. The transcript is spliced from 3 exons. Gene Ontology annotation, cellular component: nucleus. Gene Ontology annotation, molecular function: cyclin-dependent protein serine/threonine kinase activity; ATP binding.